GUAAAAAAAUUGCAUAAAUUUAUGUAAGUUAUUGUAUUAAGUAAAAUGUUUAAAGAGUACCUGUAUACUUAUCAUGAAGAUGACCUACUCAAUAUACUAAAAUCUGAAAAUAAAAAGCAGCACUACUCAUUAACAAUUAAUUUUUUAACACUUUUCGAGAAAAAUGCCAAAUUAGGAGAAGAAAUACUCGAGGAUUCAAUUAAAUUACUAGAACAGUUUGACAAAGAUUUGAUCACGGUUCAAAGAGUUUUAAAAAACAAUCACAAAGAUUACUCAGUUAAACUCAGGGUUAAAAAAAAAAUACAUACUCGAAUUACUGCAUUACCAUUAUGUCCAGAACUUCAUCGUACAAUAUUUCCUCGCAAUGAAGAUAUUGGUUCAUUUUUACGUGUCAAUGGCACUGUUGUAAGAACAGUUUUGCCCAAAUUAUUAGAGUACAAAAAAGUUUAUUACUGUUCUAAAUGUAAAGAACCAUUUGACGUAAAGAUUGAUUAUGAGCAAUUUAAUAAAUUGGUAGUUCCUUUAAGAUGUCCAAACUCAGAAGGUUGUUCUGGUACUAAUUUAAAACCAUUAAAAGAUGAAGAUCAAUUUUUAAAAGAUUAUCAAGAAAUUAAAAUUCAAGAACAAAUUGGUAAAGUGGGCCUCGGAGCAAUGCCUCGUUCAAUGUGGGUAUCGUUAGAAGAUGAUUUGGUGGAUAAGUGUAAACCUGGUGAUGAUGUCAUAAUAUGUGGUACUGUUAUUCGAAGAUGGCGUCAGACUGUUGAAAACUCUUAUAUUGACAUAGAGUUAUGCUUCAGAGCUAACCAUUUGAUUGUCUGUAAUGAUCAACAGUCGGCAAUUAUGAUAACAAAUGAAUGGGUCCAUGAAUUUGAAACAUUUUGGGAAGACAAUAAAAACGAUUUAUUAGCAGCUAGAGAUCUUAUUAUAGCAUCAAUUAGCCCUCAAACUUAUGGAUUGUAUACUGCAAAAUUGGCUGUCGCCUUAGGUUUAGCUGGUGGAGUGCAAAGGCCUGCAUCAGAAGGUGGUGGAACUAAAAUUCGUGGUGAAACUCAUUUAUUAUUAGUUGGAGAUCCGGGUACUGGCAAAUCGCAGCUGCUUAAGUUUGCAUGGAAAGUAUGCCCUAGAUCAAUAUUCACCACUGGAGUUGGUUCAUCAAAAGCAGGACUGACUGUUGCGGCGUUCAGGGAAGGGUCUGAAUGGCAUUUGGAAGCUGGUGCCCUAGUAUUGGCUGAUGGUGGAAUUUGUUGUGUCGAUGAGUUUGGAUCAUUAAGAGAAGAUGAUCGUACAGCGAUUCAUGAAGCAAUGGAACAGCAAUCGAUUAGUGUUGCAAAAGCUGGUUUAGUAUGUAAGCUAGAUACUCGCUGUACUGUUAUGGCUGCAAUGAAUCCAAAAAGUAGAUAUAAUUUAAAUUUAUCCAUAUCGGAUAAUAUUAAAAUAGCCAGUCCAUUGCUAAGUCGUUUUGAUUUAAUUUUAAUUCUUAUAGAUACAAAAAAUGAAGAGUGGGAAAAAGUUGUAUCUUCAUAUGUGCUUCAAGGAAAAAAACCGGGAGCUCAUAAAAACAGUACAACAUUAUGGAAUCUAGAAAAACUUCAACAUUAUUUUUGUACUAUAAGAAGUAUGACUCCUGAGACUACAGAAGAUGCUAACACAGUUCUAAGUAAAUAUUAUUGGAUGCAACGUCAAAGUACCUACAGAAAUCCUGCUAGAACUAGUGUACGGUUUUUGGAAAGCCUUCUGAGGUUAUCUCAGGCACAUGCAAAACUCAUGUUCCGUAAUCAAGUUCUCGUUCAAGAUGCUAUAGUUGCUGUGUCACUAAUGGAAUGUUCAAAUGAUGAUGGGUCUCCAGAUAGUAUUAAUACCUUAUACACUAAAUUUCCUCCAUGUCCUAAAGAAGCAUAUAUUAAAGAAAUGGAAAGAAUUUUGAAAAAAUUAGGUUUGGAUGACAUUCUUGAAAAAGAAAUGAAUUUGUGGUGUAAUACAUCUUCAGUACAUUUGUCUGACACAACUAAUACCAGCAUAGAUGAUGUUAAUAAACAGAACAUUCUUUCUAAAAAUUCAGAUAAUAGUUUAACAAACAAAAUAACAGAAACCAUACAAAAUAUUAAAAUAAAAAAACAAAAAGAUUUUUUUAAAUCUCAGAUGCACAAAAAAGAAUUAAUAAAACCAUUAACAUCUAAAAUUAAAACAAAAUGUGUUAAUGCUCCCAAACAGGACACACAAUUUAUAAUUGAUGAAAACUCGAAUGAUGAAGAUAUUUUUGUCAACAGUACUAGUAAAAAUAUUACCAACAUUUCAACAAAUUCAUCUACCUUACCUAUAACAGCAGUAACAUCACCAGGGCCAUCUACAAACAUUUCUAAUAACUCUUGUUUAAAACGGAAAAAUUACAUUUCACAAACAUUAUCUAGCACUAAAUUAGAUACAGGGCAGUUGGCAAGAAUGAAGCUGAGUGUGUAUCGAUAUCAUAAAAAGCCAACUAGUUCAAACAAUAAUCAAGAAGAACAACCAAAUAUUUUGAAAUCACCAACAAUCCAAAAUGAUCCAUCAUCAAAUUUAUCAAAUAUUUUCUCAUUAGAAGAUGAAGAUGAUUUAUCAUAUUUAGAUAUAGAUUGAGCGUAUUAUA
Messenger RNA from Melanaphis sacchari, 2623 nucleotides. RefSeq names its product DNA helicase MCM9-like. The record is from RefSeq and is a predicted model, not a curated record. NCBI's taxonomy places the organism in Eukaryota, Metazoa, Arthropoda, Insecta, Hemiptera, Aphididae. Gene Ontology annotation, biological process: double-strand break repair via homologous recombination. The transcript has 12 exons. Gene Ontology annotation, cellular component: nucleus; MCM complex. The coding region runs from base 46 to 2613 and encodes 855 amino acids. Gene Ontology annotation, molecular function: single-stranded DNA helicase activity; single-stranded DNA binding; ATP binding.